GCGAAGGUAGUCGCCUGUUGCUCCAUCUAGUAAAAUCCCGCAGCUCAUUUGCGGACUCGCAGCCCGCUGUGUGCAGAGUCAUAACCUGCCAGUAAUAACCGCGUUGCUCUUUUUGAGCAGUGUGUUGGUUAAUGCUGGGACUUUGAAACAAUGCAGUUAUCUGGACCACAGGCGACAGUUUGAGAUGGAGAAACCCUUUCCAGAAGAUGACUGCGUGGAUUCAGGAGCAGAGACUGGGGGAUCUGAUUACAGCCCUCUGUCCUCAACGAGCAGUGAGCUAUCGAUGGGUGAGCUCCAAGAUCCAUUCCUCGUCAGCAUCCACCUCAUCACCGAUCCUGGUCAGGGAAAGUUGCUGCAGCGUGCUGCCGAUGCCGUGCUGGCGUGGGUUCACCCUGAACUGCAGCUCUUCAGAGUCUCUGAGCGGGCGUCCAACUCCCAGCGGCCUUGGCCAAAGCGGCACCAAAACGGCAGCACGUCCACAGGGAUACAGCCAACCAUGGCAGUCAUCCUCUUCUUACAGGAGAUGUACGGUGGCGAGGAACAGAUCCUAACGCUACACCGCACACUACAGAGACCGCCAUGGUGUUACCAUCACACUGAAAAAAUCAGUAAUGGCCGCAGCAUGCUGCCUCUCACACCUUGCAGUCAGGACUUUUUUAUCUUGUCUCCUGGCACGCCAGUGUGGGCUGUGCGGCAGGUCCACUACGGCAAGGAAAUCGUGCGGUUUACCAUUUACUGUCGCCAUGAAAAUUAUGGCGACAUGAUCCGGCUGUACAAGCUGCUGCUUCAGCGACGAGUGGCGCAGAAGAAGGAGGACUUUUGUUUCUUUGUGGUGUACUCCAACCCUGACAUGGAAAUCCAGCUGUCGUUUAAGAGGCUCCCACGGGGUCAGAGUCCUGCGGCGCUGGAGUCAGCCGUGAUGGAGGUGAGGGUACGGGACGUCGGAGCGCUGGUGCCUCUACUUCCACAUCCCUGCAGCCCUAUCAGUGACGUCCGCUGGCAGACGGAGGACUAUGAUGGAAAUAAAAUCCUGCUGCAGGUCCAAGGUGCAUGCUUGAGAAGCAGACAAGAUCCCUUUUACACAGCAACCACUCUCGCCGAGCCAGUCUCAGCUCCAUCUAGCUUUACCCGCACUGUCACCUCCCACAAAAGCCGCCGUCACCAACAGAGAGUGACCUCCCAUCCCAGAGGCCACCAGACCUCCCACAACUCCCUACCUCUGGCCUGUGAGGAGCAGGAUGAGCAGGAGGAGUGGUCUGACCAGCAGCAUCCCGACCGCCGGACAUCCCAAUGGGGGGGCCACCAUUCAGGCUCCCAUUUCUUUCUACCCAACCUGGGCUCAACCAGCCCCUACUCCACCUGUAACGCUCCUUUUCCAUCGUCCAACCUCUACAACAGGAGCUGCUCCCUCAAAAAGAGACCCUCACUCAUCCCGCCUUUCCGUCUGAACGUGGACUCUCUUAUUGGUGCGGAGGAAACAGACGUGGACACAGGAAAUAAAGUGAAUCAGGGCAGCAGUGCAGAUCUUUCGGUAGUGUCUGCUUACAUCAAAUCCAGCCUGCCACUGACCCCCCGGCCAUUAUCAGCCCCUCCAGAAGACGUCAGACCCCCCUUAUCUCCUGACAUUCCAGACAACACCUACAAGUCGGCCACUCUGGGCCGAACGCCAAACAGCUUCUCGAUCACCAGCAAUCCCUCCACCUUGUUGGGAACACAUCUCCAAAGCAGCAGUUUAAGCACAAGUGCCGCACCGUCCUCGAGUGACGUUUCUAUCAACCUGUCAGACAGUUGCAGCAUUAUUAGCGCACCAAUUGAAGAGGCAGACACGGUAGAAGAAGACCAGGAAUUCUACAUUUGAUAGAAGGUUUAAAGCUGAGAGGACUGAAUGUGGGCAGUGAUGGCAGGUUUUAGUGCUGAACACAGUUGACACAGCUCUACUCUGCAUUCUAGAGUCUAAUAGUAAAAUUACAGUAAGUAGUUGUUUUAUUGAAUGUAGAUAGGAGCACUGUAUAUAUCAGCCAAUAUUAUUCACAUUUAAUGGAUCAAUCAGAUAACUGUACAGAUGCUUUAUUCAUUAAAAUAUAAUUCUGUUUCCAGGGUGUUAAAUAUUGUUUUUAUAGCACAGUUAGGUUUAUAUACAGUGUUUCGCAAAAUCUUUGAUACUUCUUGAAGUGGUAGAAAAAGAAUGUACGGUUUUACAUCAUUUUAACACUUUCACUUCAGUUACGGCUGCAUACUGGACAGCUGUCUUGAGAAUGUCCAGUUUUGUACAUCGAGAAACUGAAUUUUCUGUCGUUGCAAAUUAGCUCUCGGUCAGAUUGGACUGAGCGCAUCUGUGAUCACAUAUUGCCACAGAUUCUCAGCUAGAUUUAGGUCUAGACUUUGACUGGACCAUCCUAACACAUGAAUAUGCUUUGAUUGAAACCAUUUUGGUUGUAUGCUUAGGGUAACUGUCUUGCCAGAAGGUGAACAUCUGGCCUAGUCUCAAUUUUUUGGCAUCCCCAUAGCAUAAUGCAGUCUCUACCAUGUAUCACAGUGAGGAUGACGUUCAGGGUUGUGUGUAGUGUUAGUUUACCCUCGCAUUUUGCAUGUGGGUCAAAAGGUUGAUAUUUUGGUGUCAUCUGGACAUUGAACCUUCUUCCUCUACAUGGCUUGUGGCACCUGCCAAAUGGACGUCUUAUGGCUUUCAUCUUUGCCCUUCACAGUUAUGUGCUAUUUGUGUUUAAAUGUAACAUUAAAGACAUUAAGGUUUGUUGUAAUGUGACUAAAUGUGUAAAAGUUGAAAGCACUGCUUCUCUUCAAUGUGCAAAGACAGGAUGACGCAUCUGAUUUGGAGAAAACGACAAUAAAAGAACACAAAUGAAAAGCAGCUAA
Messenger RNA from Girardinichthys multiradiatus, 2874 nucleotides. RefSeq names its product protein FAM124A. The record is from RefSeq and is a predicted model, not a curated record. The transcript has 4 exons. The coding region runs from base 185 to 1858 and encodes 557 amino acids. Lineage: Eukaryota; Metazoa; Chordata; Actinopteri; Cyprinodontiformes; Goodeidae.